AACCUUGAAGAGGAUGGAGGUGACUCAGGAAUCCCAGGCUACUGAGUCUGGGGAGUUUCGGGCGCUGAAACCAUGCCUGCUGCGUCGCAACCACAGCCGCGAACAGCAUGGCGUGGCAGCCUCUUGCCUUGAGGAGCUGAGGAGCAAGGCUUGUGACAUUCUGGCCAUUGAUCAGUCCCUGGCACCAAUCACAUUGGUUCUAGCAGAGGAUGGCACCAUAGUGGCUGAUGAUGAUUACUUUUGGUGUCUGCCUUCCAACACUAAGUUUGUGGCAUUGUCCGCUAAUGAGAAGUGGGUCUACAGCAAUUCAGAUGGAGGUACAGCUUGGAUUUCCCAAGAGUCCUUUGAUGUAGAUGAAACAGACAGUGGGGCAGGACUGAAGUGGAAGAAUGUGGCCAAGCAGCUGAAAGAAGAUCUUUCCAGCAUUAUCCUCCUGUCAGAGGAGGACCUCCAGGUGCUUAUCGAUGUCCCGUGUUCAGAGCUGGCUCUGGAACUCAGCCAAAGCUGUGCGGCAGUCCAGAGGCUCCAGAACACCGUCCAGCAGGUGCUUGACCACAGAGAGGAAGCCCGUCAGUCCAAACAACUCCUGGAGCUUUACCUGCAGGCUUUGGAGAAGGAGGGCAGCAUCUUGUCAAAGCAGGAAGAGUCCAAAGCUGGGUUUGUUGAAGACAUGGAUGCAGUUGACACAGGCAGUAGCCGAGAGACAGUCUCCAGAACUGCACUCACCAGCCAAGUCCUCACUGCACUGAAGGAGAAGCCUGCUCCGGAACUGAGCUUAUCGAGUCAGGAUUUGGAGUUGGUUACCCAGGAAGACCCCAAAGCAUUGGCUGUUACUUUGAAUUGGGACAUAAAGAAAACUGAAACUGUUCAACAAGCCUGUGAGCAGGAGCUCAACCUACGUCUGCAGCAGAUACAGAGCUUGCACUCUCUCAGGAGGGUGACAGCCAGGAAGACCCCACCGCCUGAACAGCUGCUGAGUCCCAAACGAGCCAAGCAAGACCCCACCUAG
Messenger RNA from Chrysochloris asiatica (Cape golden mole), 1009 nucleotides. It is a transcript of the gene DFFA, whose product is annotated as DNA fragmentation factor, 45kDa, alpha polypeptide. The coding region runs from base 14 to 1009 and encodes 331 amino acids. Gene Ontology annotation, molecular function: deoxyribonuclease inhibitor activity. NCBI's taxonomy places the organism in Eukaryota, Metazoa, Chordata, Mammalia, Afrosoricida, Chrysochloridae. Gene Ontology annotation, biological process: regulation of apoptotic process; apoptotic DNA fragmentation; apoptotic process. The record is from RefSeq and is a predicted model, not a curated record. The transcript has 6 exons.